This is a messenger RNA of Paramisgurnus dabryanus, 2499 nucleotides long. Its product is annotated as sphingosine 1-phosphate receptor 3-like. Gene Ontology annotation, cellular component: membrane. The record is from RefSeq and is a predicted model, not a curated record. Gene Ontology annotation, molecular function: sphingosine-1-phosphate receptor activity. Gene Ontology annotation, biological process: G protein-coupled receptor signaling pathway. NCBI's taxonomy places the organism in Eukaryota, Metazoa, Chordata, Actinopteri, Cypriniformes, Cobitidae.
UGCCUCCGUUACGCGCACAAGAACUUCUCUCAUCUGAACCUCUGCACAUCACAGAUUAAACAUGUUGUUCAUCUAGAGGAUUUUACUUUGGACACAACACACGAAUGGGUUUCUGUGAAGACACGCUCGACGUAUCUGAUGAAAGAUGUAAGCCACCAACAUGACCGUGCCUGAUCGGUGACCCUGAAGAUAAACUCACCCGUUUAAGGUCCAACCACUGUCCUCCACUCAUCUCACCUGCUUCAUUUUCACCCCAUCUCCAUCACAAGAAGUGCUACCAGGAUGAUAAACGAGGUUAUUUCCAGCCAUUACAAUCAGAUGGGAAAGCCAAGCAAUCGUACCACCACCAAAGAGCCUCUGAAGGAUCCCAAAACAGCUGUGAUUUUGGGAGUAUGCAGCCUCAUUGUUUUGGAGAACCUGAUCGUUUUGUUGGCAGUUUGGAAGAAUCAUAAAUUUCACAACCGAAUGUAUUUUUUCAUCGCUAACCUGGCUUUAUGCGACCUGUUGGCCGGCGUGAGCUACAUGGUCAACCUGAUGAUGUCAGGAGAGUUUACGUUUCAUCUGUCCACAACUGCGUGGUUUGUGCGUGAAGGGAGCACGUUUGUAGCCCUGAGCGCUUCCAUCUUCAGCCUCUUGGCGAUCGCUAUUGAGCGCCACCUCACCAUGAUUAAAAUGAGGCCUUAUGAUUCAAACAAAAAAUACAGGGUGUUUCUCUUAAUAGGGACUUGUUGGUUGAUAGCCAUCACACUGGGAGCUCUGCCCAUUUUGGGCUGGAACUGUCUGGAUAAACUUUCAGAGUGCUCAACCCUCUUUCCCCUCUACAGCAAAUACUACGUGGCCUUCUGCAUCACCAUUUUCCUUUCACUGCUGCUGGCCAUCUCCGUGCUGUACGCCAGGAUUUACAUCCUCGUCAAAACCACCAGCAGCAAAGUCACCAAGCACGGCGACUCGGAGCACUCCAUGGCUCUCCUUCGAACCGUGAUCAUCGUGGUGGGCGUCUUCAUCGCUUGCUGGACGCCCGUCUUCGUGCUUUUCCUUGUCGAUGUGGCCUGCCAAGGGGGAGCCAAGAGCUGUCCCAUCCUGCUGAAAGCAGAGUGGUUCAUAGUCCUGGCAGUGUUGAAUUCCGGCAUGAACCCGGUGAUAUACACGUUAGCAAGCAGGGAAAUGCGCCGUGCCUUUUACAGGCUGGUUUGUGGCUGUGUGGUGAAGGAGGACGGGUUGGGAAGCAAACAGAACACAGACCCCGGCAGAAGCAAGACGAGUUCGAACAGUCAGCAAGCGGCUGAACCCGACGGCCCUGAAACCAUCAAUGCAAAACCAACCGGCUGACUCUUAACAACAGCCAAUGUAAAAGAGUUAAAGACUCGGUCUGUGUGUUCAAUAAAGUGCACACAACUGCAUUAGUGAAUAGACUAUAGAGCUAUAGUAUGCACUUUUUAAAGUGCCCAUAAUAUAUUAGCGCAUGGAAAAGGAAGCUGUUUUAAUGUUGCCCUUCAUAUGUAAGAGUCUUUAAAAAGCAUGCACAUUGAAACAUGCUAACAAAACUCUGUCAGCAGUGGCACAAUGAACAGUUUCAAGGCGGUAUGCGAGACCCUUCCUUCAGAUGAUUUAUUUUUUUGACUUGGGAUGUAUUCACAGCAUGCAGCUACAUAAAAAUGACUCAGUUGAGUGCAUUUAUUUAAUUUUACAGAGCAUUUCACUUGCAUUUGCGAAUAAAAAAAAUGCAUGUGAAAAAGGAUUAUUUGAAAAACAAAUUGGAUUACAAAAAAAAAGAAUGCAUGAAGAUGCAUUUCUGAACCUAUGGACAGUACAGCUCUUGUUGCACGGCUCACAGCAAUGAAAGUACAUGCACACUUUGUUUUUUUUUACCCAUUAACUUAUAUAAUGUAACUAUAAAAACCACCAAACUGAUCCCAACCCACAAUCAAAUUAAAACCAGCGGAAACCCGCACAAUAUGUAAACAUUUUUACUUAACACUUAAAGUAAUUUACAAUAGUUUUACAUUAAUUUACUUUAUAUUUUACUACAGUGUUGGUAAUUGAAAAAAAAUGGAAAAGUGAUAAUGGUGGGGCGUUCUCAUUUGACUCGAUAGGUUUAAAAGUCCAUUAGCACAUUUAAUAAAGCCUAAAUGCAUGAGUAUUAUAUCUCAAACUGAUACAGCACUUCCAAUUCAGAAAUUCAAUUUCCAAAGUCAAACUGAAACUGGGAAUAAUUCAAUUCUCAACUAAAGUUAUGAGCAGACAAGAAGCUGGUAUCCAUUGAUACUGGCGCAUAACUAAACUAUACAGAUACAAAAAGAAAUGUGAGAAUUGGACAUAGUAUUUAAUUUAGUAUACUAGCAUGUGCUACUAUAUUUAAGUCUGUGUCAUAAACUGUAUAUAUUGUUAUAAUUAUGUAUAAUAUAUGUUCAAAAAUCAGAGAAUAUGUGUAUUUAAAUGAGAUCUGUCUGUAUGGAGUAAUUGUAGGCCUCUAUUUUAAGAUUAAAUGCAUAAACACCA